UUUUCAUCGUAGCUUUCCAUUCGACUACGGCUGCCGUCCGUGUCCUUUCCCUCUACAGUCUAUUAUAAUAGUGGUCUACACUUCUCGUAGAUUUUAGAAUAUCCAUUGACCGUGUUGGCCCCUCACUCCUCCGUCGGUCGUCGCAGUCGCCAGUCGCGGACAACGCUCAACGCUCAGCAGUACCUAAACAAACGUUCGGCUAUAACCUGUGCCGCUCGUUUCGUUCUCGUCCGCUUUCGCAUUUCGUCAUCGCCUCACUGUUUCUUUUUUAUUCUCAAUCUCAUUCCUCGUUGUAUUAUGCAAGUGUAUUACAGUCACCGUCACCAGUUUUUCGAAUAAACCUAUUAGUUUCCUAUUUUGAUCGUUGAUCGCCGCUGCACAAACAUGACCAAAUUUGUUUUGCCGCUGAUAUUUGUCUGCCUGGUUAUUGGCAACAAUGUUAACUGGGGCGUUAGUGGAAUCGAAGGGGAUACAGAUUUGAACGAUUUACAAGACACUGUGAAAAAGAAGUUUGGAUCGCUUGCUCCUGGUUUGCCCAAUAUUGAUCAGCUCAAUGAGUCUAUACCUGCCUUAGAUGAAGGUGAAAAAGUGUUAAAAGAAAAAUGUUUAAAAAACAGCCAAUCCAACAACUCUUAUGAACUGACUGUGGAGGCGAAGAAAGAGUUUGAAGUUUGCGUGAAAUCUCUAGUUGAUGUUACAGAACUAAAAAAAGAGAUUAAUGAAGCUAAACCUAAAGGUGAUCUUGAUAUGGUAUUUAAGAAAUACUGCAGAAAGUCGCCAGAUUUUAAGGAUUGUGUUUUAAAUUUCACAUCUACCAUUGAUGUGUGCUUAGACGAAAGUGAAAAAGAUAGCAAGAAAAUUCUUCAGAGUGUCACAGAAGCUUUAUUAUCAUUUGUAUGCCAUGAUGAGGGUGAUCGUAUAGCAUUAUUUUAUUCAGAGGGUGGUCCAGAUUGCUUAAUGGAUAAAAAAGAAGCUAUACAACACUGUCUAAAUACAUCAUUCAGUAAGUACAUGCCUAGCGGUGAGCCAAGCUUGUCUAGCUUGCCAGCAUUCAAAUUUGAAGAAGAUCAAUGCAAGAGUAUGUCUGAUUUACAAGUAUGUGUAAUUGCUGAGUUAGAAAAAUGUGGAGAACCAACACCCGCUAACAUUAUUGAGUCAUUAUUUGAGUUUGUACGCCGAUCAACACCAUGCUCAAAAUUUCAAAGUGCUCAAAUACGUAAAAAAUCUGCAGGUGUUUCGUUACAUGCAACAAUCUCUAUUACAGCAUUAUGUAGUUUAACAAUCCUGUUAGGUCGAAUUGGAUUUUACUAGUAUAUUGGCAGUACUUACAGAAUAAUUAAUAACAGUGUUAAAUAAGGCUUAUAAUCAAAAUCCUUAAUAUAUAGUGAGACCAACGUUGAACUAAACUAAAUUUACAAAUUAUAUGUAAACAUAGGACAGUAAUGUUAUUAUUGAAGAAUACUCACCCCACCUUUUUUUUUACAUAUUUGUCUAGCAAGAGUUAACUUGUACAGAUCAAUUUGAACAGUAUACAUAUUUUUUUAUUUAAUCAGUAUAUUUUUUUUCAGACUAUAAUCAUAAUUUAAAGUGUUCAAAUUGUAUAGUCAUAAACCAUAUUAUGAUUUUAAAUUGUGAAGCAAUAUUUUCUAAAUAUUAAAAUGAUAUCAGAAAAUAAAUUACUAAAAUUACCUACACCAAUAUAAAAUAAUAUAUUUUUUUAAUGAAAACAAUGUUAAAAUUAUUUUUUAGUUACAAUAUUUAGUUUUCAAAAUCUUAAAUUUGCUCUUCUUAAUUAUAUAGGUGGUUGCAAUGGCCUACUACUUUUAUCUCAAAGUGUUUAUGUUAUUAAUUAUGGUUAGUAAGUUUUGGUGUUUAGGAUAAAGCAUAACUUAUUUUGUACACACAAAGUAAGUGUGUAUACAAUUUUUUUGUAAUUAUAAUUUUUGUUUUUUAUGUUUAUCUAUUUAUUUUAUAUGUGUAACCACAAAAUAAAAAAAAAUAUCUUAUGUUUAGUAUUAUAUAAUAUACUGCUUUAUUACCAACUUAUGAACAUACACAAAAUAUUCCUAUUAAAUACAUUAUGAGUUAAAUUAA
Messenger RNA from Myzus persicae (green peach aphid), 2094 nucleotides. Its product is annotated as 27 kDa hemolymph protein-like. Lineage: Eukaryota; Metazoa; Arthropoda; Insecta; Hemiptera; Aphididae. The record is from RefSeq and is a predicted model, not a curated record. The transcript is spliced from 6 exons. The coding region runs from base 385 to 1311 and encodes 308 amino acids.